Messenger RNA from Alligator mississippiensis (American alligator), 4461 nucleotides. RefSeq names its product ring finger and FYVE like domain containing E3 ubiquitin protein ligase (gene RFFL). The coding region runs from base 336 to 1433 and encodes 365 amino acids. Gene Ontology annotation, biological process: proteasome-mediated ubiquitin-dependent protein catabolic process; negative regulation of extrinsic apoptotic signaling pathway via death domain receptors; protein K48-linked ubiquitination. The record is from RefSeq and is a predicted model, not a curated record. The transcript has 7 exons. Lineage: Eukaryota; Metazoa; Chordata; Crocodylia; Alligatoridae. Gene Ontology annotation, cellular component: plasma membrane; cytoplasm. Gene Ontology annotation, molecular function: ubiquitin protein ligase activity.
UCCGGGGCUGUUCGGCUCCCCCGGUGCGGGGCCGCCUCCGACCUGCCUGUGGGCACAUAGGACGCCGCUGCGCUGAGGGAGGGGAUCCGCCUGCGGGGCCGCCCCCCGCUUCCUUGCGCUGGCGCCUGCCAAGUCCAGGGUCCGUGUCCGGGGAUCAUCUUUCUGCUGUUGGCAGAGCAGGGGUCUUUCUUCUUCUUCCAGUAACCCCAUGGACUGCAGAUCCACGGGGCGUCGAGGGAAAUGCUGGUGGUUUUAUUUAACGCUUUCUCCGUGUUGCGUUUUCAUGAGCGCUGUCGUCUUUUCUUCGAAAACUAACCCGAUUGAGCUUGUUUACUAUGUGGGCGUCCUGUUGUAACUGGUUUUGUUUGGAUGGACAACCUGAAGAGAUGCAGCAGCAGCCACAACGGGGUCCCAGAUCCCAGGCAUAUUCCAACCCAGGUUACAGCUCCUACCCUUCUCCUACUGGUUCUGAACAGAGCUGCAAAGGAUGUGGGGCACACUUUGAAAAUUCAUCUAGGAAGCACAUCUGUUUGGAUUGUAAAAACAAUUUCUGUCCGUUGUGUUCAAACCGGCCCGAGAGCGGUCCCCUUCUCUGCCAUCUCUGUCAGCGAUUCCGAGCUACAGCAUUUCAGCGGGAAGAGUUGAUUAAGAUGAAAGUGAAGGAUUUGCGAGACUAUCUGGCACUCCAUGAAAUCUCUACAGAGACAUGCCGUGAAAAGGAGGAACUGGUAUUUUUGAUCCUCAAUCAGCAGCCAGUCAUCACCCAGGAAGAUAGGCUACGAAUACCUCCACUUACCACUGGCACAUCUGGACAGGAAGGCUUUGUUCUUUUCCCACCGCCUAGCCCAGCAUCUGCUACCUCACAUGAUGCCUCUCCAGUGUCCACAGACCCCAUCUCGAGUACACUAACUCAGGAACAUCAACAGGCAAAUGGGUUUGUGCCUCCAAGCCAAGACGACAUGACAGGAAUUGAGAAUGCAGGAGAAGCACCAACAGAGGAGGAGACACAGUCUGUUGACUCGGAGGAUAACCUGAUGCAGGGACGGAGGGCCUCUCUCUCUGACCUGACAAGCAUUGAAGACAUUGACAUGCUGUCUGUAAGACAGCUGAAAGAAAUUCUUGCUCGCAACUUUGUCAACUAUAAAGGCUGCUGUGAGAAGUGGGAACUGAUGGAAAGAGUGACUCGCCUUUACAGAGAGAGAGACCUUCAGCAUCUGGUUUCUGACACUGGUGAUCAAAAUGCUUGUUCAGGUAACACUGGGCUUCCUGGUGCUGAAGAGAAUCUCUGCAAAAUCUGCAUGGAUUCACCAAUUGACUGUGUCCUGCUAGAAUGUGGCCAUAUGGUCACUUGUACCAAGUGUGGGAAGCGUAUGAAUGAGUGUCCCAUCUGCCGGCAGUACGUGAUAAGAGCUGUCCAUGUCUUCAAGUCCUGAGUGAAAGCACGUAAGACCAGUGUUGCCUUAAAGCCUCAUGUGCUGUUAGAGAAAUGGUUAAAAUCUCUACACAUAGUUGAAGGUCCAAGACUAGCGCUCAGACCUCACAGGAUGUCUGAAGUUCAUGAGAGGUGAGGCAAGAGGAAGCUUGGGAAAUUUUCCAUAUUGAAGCCGUGAUUGGAUGCGUCAUUCCCACCACAUUGCUAUACACCACAGUGCCUGGACUCCUUGGAGCCUAAUAACAGCAUCAGACACAGAAAUAACUAACAGCCUGUGAGAGCAGCUUGAUCAACUGGUGAUGGGGGAUAAACAGUCACUGGCUUCCCAACACAAAGACCAGAUUCUGAGGCUUGUUAUUUCCUCUGCAAAUAAUAAAUGAGGACUGAGCUCUCCACACACAACAGUUUUUUUUUGUUUUGUUUUGCUGCUAUUGAAUGUUCCCGUUCUGCUUCUCUUAUUCACUUGCUCUGUGAAUCACCUCCGGUGAUAUUUUUAUUUUCAGGGAACACAAUCUUGGUUGAGCUUGUUCCUUGUUUUGAACAUAUAACUUUACUUUAAGCUCUAGUUUCUAAUGCUUGCAGGCCAGGCUGAAUGUUGCCCCCCUCUGUGUUACCUUCUUCCUAUUCCAAAUGUGUUUAAUUCUAGCUCAGCAGAAUCGAGAAGUGCCUGCUCUGCUUUAAUGUGGAAAGGAGGCAGGAAAGCUUCAGUGUUUAAGAAAUUAAAUAUUCUAUGUAAGACAGCAAAGAGGCACAACAUCUCACCUGGCUUCUUGCACACCUGAAUCCAGUGUUUUGUCUUGGAUGCAAGCUCCUAUGUUUUGUUCUAUGUUGGUUCCUCUUUGUAGAAGACCUGAGAGUAGUACCUUGCCUACAUGGUAACUGAACUGAUUCUUAGUUAUCUUAGGCACCAACUUGCCCAGCGUAUGCACUGCCUGAGCACAAGUGGAAAAAAAUCCACCUUCCCCUGGCAUAGGGAUUUUUUUCUAACAUUGUAAUCACAUGAAGCCCUGGACAAUGUAUUUCUGCACAUCUCAUACAGUGUAGAGAUGAAUCUGUCAAAGUGAUGCUGAAAUAAGGAAAGUGUAGGGAGACGUUCUCCCUGCCUUAGGAACGUUCCCCUAACUGCUUUCUUUUAAUUUCUUGUUGUCUGUUGCUUCCAGUUAAAGUGAUUAGCACUGCCUAGCCUCCUUCAUCUCCCUCUGAGCCACAGGAUACCAGUUCACUCUAUUCCACCAUUCUCAAGUGCUGUCAAAUAUAGAGAUGGUUUUUUGAAUGGCACAAGAUAACUUCUCCCUUGGUAAUGGAAGGGCUAUAGCAUCAUUCAAAUAUACUUCUAUGACAAUCCCAAGUUUCUGAAAACAACUGCAGUUUGGAAAGCCCUUGUGAAUCCAUACUGAAUUGCAUUGUGGGUUUCACCCGCACUCACUAUGAAGUUAAAAAAUGGUCUUACAAGGUAUGUCUUGGGAAUAUGCCAUUCAUUACUGGUUGGCAGCAAAAUAUGAGCUUUCAGAAUAAUCCAGUACUAAUGCCUUAAAUAACUUUUCUCCCCAGCAGUUAUGGGCACACUGGUGUCUUAUUCCAAAAGGCCACCUGGGCCAUUUAGAUUUAACUUUGCUUCAGGAUAUUUAUCUUGCGUGUAGCAGCAGAGUUUAUCAGUGAAGUCUGUCUCAAAUUUUCCUGAAUUGUGAAUGUAAGAACAUCAGUAUUCAGAGAGAGAGAGAGAGAGAGAGAGAGAGAGAGAGAGAGUGUGUGUGUGUGUGGACAUGUAUCCAUUCCCAGCCUCUACAACACUCAAGAUAUACUUAAAAGAAGCCUCUAUUGCAGAUCCAUGCAUGUUUGCAAUAACAGCUGGCAAUAUACGUUAUCAGCUGUCUAACUAUGCAAAUUCAUUUAACACUGCUGUACAUCAGCAGCACUGCCUCCACUCCAGGAAAUGCAUGGAUUUGGAGGGUCUCUUCAGUUUAGAAUAAGGAAAAACUAGUUCUUGGUUAGUAGCUAUACAUACAUACCAUAGUCUAGGUAUAAAGAAAUUUGAGGCUGGAGUUUAUGCAACAUCUAUGUUAGAUGGUGUUUUUGGAUUAUACAGAAACCAGAAUGAUGAAUCAUGUAAAGAAUGGACAGGCUCCUUCCUACCUGAGUGUCUAUGGUGAAUAUGCCAGUUGUAGCUUUACCCUUCUUUCUCUUCCUUGCUGCUACUUCUGGAUAUUCUGCAAUUUCUGACUCAGUGCUCUAGCAGAGUACCAGGCACUCCUCUGUUUCCAGCUACUAAAUUGUAUUACAUUAAAGAUGCAUGAUUUUCCUAGCAGUUUUUCAACGUAAACCAUUACUGUUGUCAUUGCCACUGAAGAGGGUUUCUAUGGCAGUUUCCAAAAUGCAUAGACUGUACUUACUGAGAGGCUUGAAAACUUCUGAUCUAGCAAAUGCACUGUGAAAAUAUUGUGUGUAAUCAUGUUUAGCAAUAAGCUCAGGACAGGGGUCUUGGCAAAAGGAAUAUUUCCCCUAAGAAUACAUAUGUUUCAUCUACUCUCUACAAGCCAUUCUAAGGCUACUAUGCCUAUUUUUCUACAACAGAUAAGCCAACUUGCAGAUCAGUGGAAAAAAAUGUUAUUAGGAAUGAGGUAAUUGCGUGCAGCUUGCUUUCCUAAUACUUAUACUGAAACUAAUUUCCAUUCUUUCCUCCUUUGCAGAAAUGGAUUAUUUAGUGUGAGGCAGUAUGACAACUCACUUUAAAAUAAAUUCAAACUUAAAAAAAUCCAGAGGAAGCAGAUUCAUAACCCAAAAGAAUAUAUACUGAUCAAAAACUAAUAAAGAUAAAAGUGUAUGAAAAUAUUUAAGUGCUUUAUGUACAAUGUGCACAUUUGUUUAAAAUAUUUUGAAAAUUAAUGUUCUAUUUGAAAUGGUUUCUAUUACAUUUUUCUUUCAUUCAAAAAUUGUGGUGGGUACAAAGGUUAAAUAAAACCUAACUAGUUUUGGUACAGAGUUCUGGUUUAUAAUUUUAUAAUAAAGUUGAAAUUUAAUUUAGACAACUA